Messenger RNA from Pterocles gutturalis (yellow-throated sandgrouse), 1199 nucleotides. RefSeq names its product trans-golgi network protein 2 (gene TGOLN2). NCBI's taxonomy places the organism in Eukaryota, Metazoa, Chordata, Aves, Pterocliformes, Pteroclidae. The annotation marks the transcript as partial. The record is from RefSeq and is a predicted model, not a curated record. The transcript is spliced from 3 exons.
GUGCACCCUCGUCAUCGGAUCCACAGCACCCCCAGUCGGACACGAGGACCGGAGAGGUGACGGAUCAGGGUCAGGAGAAGGCGGGUGCGUCUGGGCAGGGCAGUGGUGGGGAGAGGCAGCAGGCGGGUGCCCAGGGUGGCACUGGCCAAGGCAACACCCAGGGUGGCCGCAGCGGUGACACGAAUAGCACACCCCAACAAGAGAGUGGCACUGGUGGCCAGGGUGGCACUGGCCAAGGCAACACCCAGAAUGACAAUGGCCAGGGUGGCCGCAGCGGUGACACGAACAGCGCAACCAACACAGAAAAUGGUGGCACUGGUGGCCAGGACAACGGCCAGGGUGGCACUGGCCAAGGCAACACCCAGAAUGACAAUGGCCAGGGUGGCCGCAGCGGUGACACGAACAGCGCAACCAACACGGAAAAUGGUGGCACUGGUGGCCACAGCAGCAACACGAAUAACCCAACCAACACACAAAAUGGUGGCGCUGGUAGCCAGGACAACGGCCAGGGCGGCAGCACCGGUGGCCAGGGCGGCAGCGGCAGCCAGAACCAAGGAGAUGGUGGCAACCAGAACAAUGGCAACCAGAACGAAAGCACCAGCAGCCAGAACCAAGGAGGCAGUGGCAACCAGAACCAGGGCGACGGCAAGCAGAAUGAAAGCGCCAGCAGCCAGAAUCAGGGCACCAAUGACAAGAGCAAGGACCCCAACCAGGGUGGCACCAACCAGGACGGGGACAACAACAAGAACGAGAAGAACGGGGAGAACAGCAGCACCAACAACCAGGUCAGCACCAACCAGCAGCAGGGCAACAGUGGGGUCAGCACCAACACAAACCCGAAGGAAAACCAGAACACCGAUGAUGACAACAACCAGGGCAGCAACACCGAGAACCAGAACAGCAACGUCCAGAACCCGAGCAGCGAUGGCGAGAACCAGGAGGAGGGUAAUCAAAUCAGCUCCCCGGGAGAUAAAAAUGGAUCGUCCCAACCAGCUUCCUCUACUGCUGAGGGCAACGGCUUGGACCAGUCGGAGAGCAGCCAUUUCUUCGCCUACCUGGUGACCACCGCCAUCGUCGUCGCCGCCUUGUACGUUGCCUACCACAACAAACGCAAGAUCAUUGCUUUCGCUCUGGAAGGAAAAAGAUCGAGAAGCGGUCGACGGCCCAAAUCCGGCGAUUACCAGAGGCUGGAUCAGAAG